Morone saxatilis (striped sea-bass) is the source of this 2672-nucleotide messenger RNA. Its product is annotated as chemokine XC receptor 1-like. Gene Ontology annotation, molecular function: chemokine receptor activity. Gene Ontology annotation, biological process: immune response; G protein-coupled receptor signaling pathway; chemotaxis. NCBI's taxonomy places the organism in Eukaryota, Metazoa, Chordata, Actinopteri, Moronidae. The transcript has a single exon. Gene Ontology annotation, cellular component: membrane. The record is from RefSeq and is a predicted model, not a curated record. Bases 12 to 1088 code for a protein of 358 amino acids.
GCAGGAGGAAAAUGGCUACAACUGAAUACUCCACACCUUCUACAAGCAUGACCACUGACUUCAACAAAAACAUGACCGAUUACUAUGACUACGACGAAAACUAUGAGAGUGAUGCUGAAAUGUGCUACAGAACAAGCAUUGUGCAAGUUGGAGCGAUCUUCACUUCAGUGUUCUUCUCCAUUGUGGUGAUCCUCAGUCUGUUCGGCAACAUCCUGGUCAUUGUAAUUCUGGCCAUGUAUGAGAAUCUCAGAUCCCUCACCAACGCUUUCAUCCUGAACCUGGCUAUAUCAGACCUCUUCUUCACUGCCGGCCUGCCCUUCUGGGCCUACUACCACGUGUAUGGAUGGACUUUAGGGGAAGAUGCAUGCAAAAUAGUCAGCUUUGUCUUCUACACUGGCUUCUACAGCAGUGGUAUCCUCCUCAUCCUGAUGACUGCUCACCGUUACGUGGCUGUCAUGAAUCCUCUGUCUAACAUUGUGUCCACCAAAGGCUUUUACAGCGUCCUAGCCUCUCUGAUAAUUUGGGCAGUGAGUGCAUUGGCCGCCAGCCCAGCCUUCGCCUUCACCCAUGUCACCAACAAUUACUGUGUGUCUAAGGAUUCUUACUGGAGCUUAUGGGGAAUCUACCAGCAAAAUAUUCUCUUCAUAUUGAGUUCAGUAGUGUUCAUUUUUUGCUAUUCUCAGAUUAUGUGCAGGUUGCUCCGUCCCACUGCCCGAAGAAGGAAGAACAAAACUUUAAAACUCAUUUUCACUCUCAUGAUUGUUUUCUUCAUGGGCUGGGGACCUUACAAUAUAGUAAUAUUUCUACGGUCAUUAUAUUACUGGCGUCAGCACUAUGCUGACUCAAAGGCUGCAGCUGGAAGUUGUGAAAUGUUAAAACAACUGGAUUACGCCUUUUACAUUAGCCGUCUUUUUGCCUUUUCACACUGCUGCCUUAACCCUGUGUUUUAUGUGUUUGUGGGGAUUAAAUUCAAAAACCACUUGAAGAAAAUGCUGAAGAGCUGGGGUCACAACAACAACAGCAUCCGUAGUAGACAAAACCGACUCACAAUCACAUCGCUAACUAGUGGUGAAGAGCUUUCAAUGUAGUUCCAGUUUCCAGGUUCCAGGAGAAAGGAAACUUAAUUCAAAAUCCUACUGACAUAUUUGUUUCCAAAUAACUAACAAUCCAGGCUUGUAUUAGUAUGCCGUGUGCUUCAUUCCAUAUGUCUAGAUAAUGUUAGGCAUUACCCACAAGCCCCAGACCAUCAGGGCGGAUGACACAUUCAAAUUCCUUUUAAAUUUGCUUAAUUGACUACAUGGGACACCUGCUAAACAUCAGCAUGUUAGCAUUAGCAUUUAACUCAAAGCUCUGCUGUGUCUAUGUACUCUCCCACAGAACUGCUAGCAUGGUUGUGUAUAUUAUUUGCUUGGGCGUGCAUAAUUGUCAAGCUACAAUCAUAGCUGACAUACACUCAGUGGCCGCUUGAUUAUGCAUUUUAUCAAAUCAGCCAAUCAUGUGGUAAGAACUUGAUGCAUGGACAUGCAGACAUGGUCAGUAGUAAGAUUGCCAGAUUGGGUGGUUUGAGUUUCUCAGAAAUGGCUGAUUUCCUGGCAUUUUCACUUACAACAGCAACAGUGACUGAAAUUAGAACAGGGAACUGAAGCUACAGUAGGCACAGACUCAAAACUGGACAGCAGAAGACUGUAAAACUUUACUUUAUCUGACCAUAUAUUUAGAACAUAGAACCUGAAUCCGUGGAUCCAUCCUGCCUCGUGUCAAAGGUGUAGGCUGUCGGUGGUUGUGUAAUGAUUUCUUGGCACACAUUAGGCCCCUUAAUAUCAAUUAAUCAUGUUUUAACUAACAAUUCAGGUUAGCAACUAACCUGAGUAUUGUGGCUGACCAUGUGCAUCCCUUUAUGUCAACUCAUCUCCUGAUGUACUGGUAGCCAACCUGGGGGUCCUAUCCCCCCUAUGGUUCGCUUAAGCUUAACAAGGGUCGCAAUGACUUCUUGAUUUUAAGGGGUCAAAGACAACAGGUUUAGGCUUAUUAAUGUAUGAUUGUUAAAAAUAAAAAAAUAAAAAACCUUAUACAGACAGAGAGUUACAUUAAAAGGACACAAACUUCCUGCAGUUGUUGUGUUGACUAUUUAGGUUGAUUGUACAAUUUAUUAGCUGUGUAUAUAUUAUUCAUCAAAUACAAUAUUAUAUAUCCAUAAAAUAUGUCACUUUGUCAGGGUUUAACAAUAAGUUCAGUGUCAGUAACCAAAUCUCACAAGUAUUAGAAAGGUGGUACCUGACCACUGGGUGUGUGAGGCUUUUAUUUGACAACAAUGAUAUGUAAUGUAUAAUGUUUCAUCCAUAAUUCCAUCUUGUAGUUUCCAAUCAAACUGUGCUGUUAUUAAACAACAAUAAGUGUCUCUGUGUUAUGUGAUUUUGAAUGCAUGAUGAUAAACUGAUUACACAUUGUAACAGAGAUGAUAUAACUGUAAGUGAUUCACUUUGAUUAACUGCAUUUUACUUUGUCAUAUAAAUCAUUUAGAUCUUUUAUAUUUUACCUCCAUUUCACGGGAGUCAUUCUAUAUUUUCAAGAGAGUGUUACUUUUGUUUGAAUUUAUUUGUUCAUAGUGUCUAUUUCCACACGAUAAUAUCAUCAUAAUCAUCAUCAUCAUUAUGUACAUGCUUUACAGUAAA